Messenger RNA from Cloeon dipterum, 891 nucleotides. RefSeq lists its product as uncharacterized. NCBI's taxonomy places the organism in Eukaryota, Metazoa, Arthropoda, Insecta, Ephemeroptera, Baetidae. The transcript has 8 exons. The coding region runs from base 1 to 891 and encodes 296 amino acids. The record is from RefSeq and is a predicted model, not a curated record.
AUGGACCUCCUUUCAGUCCACAAUCCAGCCAAGCAAUACUGCUUGAGAAAUCCUUACAAAAAUAGGAACCCAAAUGAGAAAGGGUAUCUUCCUUUUCGGUCAGAGGCCUGGACGGCGGGGCGGGAUGUCGAUUCUUGCCGCGGACAAUUGCGAUGGUGCACAGGCUACUUGAACGACUACCUGAAAAACGACCUGACGUGGAAAAAGGGCCAAGAUCCGAGAUUUGCGAACAACUCUUGUGUCUUCAUUGAUUUUGGCGAUCCAGUUGUGCCUAGUCUGGCGCUGGCAGACUGCUCGGAAAAGAAACAGAUCAUCUGCGAGGCGCCAAUGGGAGUGGGCUUCAAAUCGCAGAUGCAUUAUCAACCUUGCAGUAGAAAUUUCAAAGUUAAAGAAGGCAAAGCCGACAUAAUUUGGUACGGUGGUGAUUUGAGCCGCACCGGUUACGCUGCUAAACAAAUGGUUCAAUGCCUAGCAGAGCACAUAGGACUGGUGUACAACUCGACCAAAAUCAAUGGGCGCGAGUACUUGAAAAUGAUGUCCAGGCUGAUUUAUCCCCUGGACUUCUCUACUAUGGGAAAAGAGAUUAAAAAACAACAAGUCAAGUACUCGAAGUCCAAUGAUCUUUACGGAGAGAAGAAGAUCAAAAACUUCUUAUUUAACGUGGCUUAUGACUUGACGAACGAAUAUUACUCGGCCCACUUUGAUCUUGCCGCCGAAAUAAUCAUCAAACUCUACAAUAGCAGAGAAAUGAAAAUUGUAAACGAGGAAACGUAUGCGUUUGACUUCCUAGUGUUUCUCCUUCAGUCUAAGGCGGUGAACCGCUUCUGGAAGUUCUACGAUUUUACCUUGGAAGUAUUUCACAAUCCUUUUUUCUUUCAAAGAAAUCUUUAA